ACUUCCUCCAUGGAGAUUGGAACCAAGAAACAAACCACAAACUAUAUCAAAAUCGGAAUUUUUUUAAAUAAGAAUAAUGAAGAAAAGCACGGUGAUGAUGAUGAUGCUUAUGAUGGUGCUGAUACUGACGUGGCAGAAGCAAUGCUAUGGAUGGGGAACAGAGACAGCAGAGGAUAUGGUUAGAAACGAAGCAGAGCAUGCUAAAAACGCAGCCGAGACCGCUCAUGACACAAAGGAAAAAACCGCCUCUUGGGCUGGCUGGGUUUCCGACAAAAUUUCCACAGGAUUGGGAAGCAAGAAAGAUGAGGCAGAAGAAGCGGCUGGAUCUGCGAAGAACUACGCUUAUGACAAGGCUGGAUCCGCCUAUGACAAUGUGGGUUACGCCAAGGACUUUGCAUCAGACAAAGCUGGAUCUGUUUACGAUAGUGCUCAAAACGCAAAAUAUUAUGCUUAUGAUAAGGCUGGUGAUGCAAAGGACAUAGCCUACGAUAAGACCGGUCAAGCUAAGGACAUGGCUUACGACAAAGCAGGAUCGGCCUAUGAAAAGGCCGGUCAAGCCAGGGACAUGGCCUACGACAAGGCGGGUCAAGCUAAAGAUAUGGUCUACGACAAGGUGGGAUCAGCCUACGACAAGGCGGGUCAAGCCAAAGGUAAGGCCUACGACAAGGUCAGUCAAGCCAAGGACAAAGCCUACGAGAAGGCGGGAUCAGCCUCUGCCAUGGCCGGUCAAGCGAAAGAUAUGGCCUACGGCAAGGCCGGUCAAGCUAAGGACAUGGCUUACGAAAAUGCGGGAUCAGCUUAUGACAUGGCUGAUCAAGCCAAGGACAUGGCCUACGACAAAGCAGGAUCAGCCUCUGAGAAGGCUGGUCAAGCCAAAGACUUUGCCUACGACAAGGCAGCUCAUGCAAAAGACGCUGCCUAUGACAAAGCAGAGGAUGUGAUUAAGAUGGCUACGGAUAAGAGUGGUGAAGCUAAAGAUAAUGCGUAUGGAACAUACAAAAGAUUCAAAGAAGGGUCUAAUAAUGCUAAAGACAUGGAAUCGGAUAAAGCUCAGGAUGUUAGCGAAACCGCAGGACGAGCGAUGGACUACGCAAAAGACAAAGCAACUGAUGCAUACGAAUCGGGGAGCGAAGCAGCGAGAAGAUUCGACGAGGCAAUGCAUAAGGUUGGGGAGAGGUAUGGUGCAGCUAAGGAUUCUAUGUCGGAGAAGACAAAAGAAGCUUAUGAGAGUGCAAAGGAGAAGGCUUCUGAUGCUGCUGGAGAGUACGGCACAUAUGUAAGAGACCGUAGUGCUGAGCUUUAGAACCGACGAGGUAUACUACGCAUUUAGAUUUCAAAUCUUCGUUUGUAAAAUAAAUUUCUUAUAUAUAUAUAUGUGUAUGUAUAUGUAAGAAUGGUGGAGUUGUUUGUAUUUAGUUGCAAAACCAGAUUCUGAAUUAAAGGCGAGUUAGAUCA
This is a messenger RNA of Arabidopsis lyrata subsp. lyrata, 1455 nucleotides long. RefSeq names its product embryonic protein DC-8. Bases 77 to 1303 code for a protein of 408 amino acids. The transcript is spliced from 2 exons. Lineage: Eukaryota; Viridiplantae; Streptophyta; Magnoliopsida; Brassicales; Brassicaceae. The record is from RefSeq and is a predicted model, not a curated record.